Onychostoma macrolepis is the source of this 5574-nucleotide messenger RNA. It is a transcript of the gene rasgrf2a, whose product is annotated as Ras protein-specific guanine nucleotide-releasing factor 2a. Gene Ontology annotation, molecular function: protein binding; guanyl-nucleotide exchange factor activity. Gene Ontology annotation, cellular component: plasma membrane. Gene Ontology annotation, biological process: positive regulation of GTPase activity; Ras protein signal transduction. Lineage: Eukaryota; Metazoa; Chordata; Actinopteri; Cypriniformes; Cyprinidae. The record is from RefSeq and is a predicted model, not a curated record.
UGUCGCGCUACAACGCUUCUCAUUGAAAACAGUUCGUUGGAAAAACCUACACUUUUUAAAUGAAUUUUAAAGAGCUAAAUUCUGUCAUGUUUCUGAAAAUAGAGUUAGAUUAACUCUAGCAUCUGCAGCUCUCGGCAAAACUCAUUUCAGGGAGGCGUAAGAGAGAUACCAGAGUAUUCUCUGUGGACAGUGAUGUAAAUAGAGAGCGUUGGGUAAACAGAGACUGAGGAGGUAAAUAGUUCUGUCUCUUUAAGUUGGUGUCAAAGCCGAUUAGCGCUGAUCUCGGUCGUGAUUCUGUUGUACCGUCUGUUCACUGGAUCUAUUUUUGUUUUACGUCGGUGCGCGCAUUUUAGACAUUUUUUUUAAAUAUAUAUGUAUUUGUUGACUUUCUGAAGCGUAUUUUUGCUUGCUUUGUUACCCGCGCACUCCUUUAGGACAUCGCUGUGCGUAAUUACGCGUCACUCGCGUCUGGAAUCUCCUUUACGCACAGCAUCAGCGCUUUCGGCUGGACUUUAGAUCAUCAUCUCUGGCUGCUGUGUGUAAGGAGGAGGAUGAUGACAAUGGGUUCAGUGUGACAGUCAGGGCUGUAAGAUGCAGAAGAGCGUGCGUUAUAAUGAAGGGCACGCGCUCUAUCUGUCCAUAGUCGCGCGUAAAGAGGGAAUCAAACGUGGGUUCUUGAGUAAAAAAGCAGCAGAAAACAACCGCUGGAACGAAAAGUACUUCGCGCUUUACCAGAAUGUGCUGUUUUACUUUGAGAACGAGCAGAGCACCAGACCAUCAGGGAUUUAUUUGCUGGAGGGAUGCACCUGCGAGAGGAUCCCGGCUCCCAAAGUGUCCACCGUUGGGAAAGAGAGUUCAGAUAAACAGCAGUAUUACUUCCUGGUGAUUUUCGGCCAUGAUGGGCAGAAACCUCUGGAGCUGCGGACAGAAGAGGAUGCUGAUUGUAAUGAGUGGGUGGAGGCCAUUCAACAGGCCAGUUAUUCAGACCUCAUCAUCGAGCGGGAAGUUCUCAUGCAGAAAUACAUCCAUCUGGUGCAGAUCAUGGAGACGGAAAAGGUGGCAGCAAAUCAGCUGCGGACACAACUGGAAGACCAGGAUACAGAGAUCGAGAGACUGAAGGCAGAGAUUGUCGUUCUGAAUAAAACAAAAGAGGGAAUGUUGCCCUAUGAGUCCAAUCAAGAGGAAGAAGAUCCAGAUAUCAAGAAAAUCAAGAAGGUGCAAAGCUUCAUGCGUGGUUGGCUGUGCAGGAGGAAGUGGAAGAUCAUCGUGCAGGACUACAUCUGCUCACCUCACGCCGAAAGCAUGAGAAAGAGAAACCAGAUAGUCUUUAACAUGGUGGAGGCCGAGACGGAGUAUGUGCUCCAGCUCUCCAUUCUGGUCAACUGCUUCCUACGGCCGCUCAGGAUGGCGGCCAGCUCCAAAAAACCCCCCAUUAGUCAUGACGAUGUCAGCAGCAUCUUCCUUAAUAGUGAGACGAUAAUGUUUCUCCAUGAGAUAUUCCAUCAAGGCUUGAAGGCUCGGAUAGCCAACUGGCCAACCUUAGUGUUAGCCGAUCUCUUCGACAUCUUGCUGCCGAUGCUGAACAUUUAUCAGGAGUUUGUGCGAAACCAUCAGUACAGUUUGCAGGUUCUGGCGAACUGUAAACAGAACCGGGACUUUGACAAGCUUCUGAAGCAGUAUGAAGCAAACGCCGCCUGUGAGGGCCGAAUGCUGGAAACCUUCCUCACCUACCCCAUGUUUCAGAUCCCGCGGUACAUCAUCACCCUUCACGAGCUCCUCGCCCAUACGCCUCAUGAACAUGUGGAGCGCAAGAGUCUGGAAUUUGCCAAAUCCAAACUUGAGGAACUGUCCAAAAUGAUGCACGAUGAAGUGAGUGACACAGAAAACAUUCGUAAGAAUCUGGCGAUCGAGCGAAUGAUCGUGGAGGGCUGUGAUAUUCUGCUGGACACCAGUCAGACGUUUGUACGGCAGGGCUCUCUGAUUCAGCUGCCCUCCGUGGAGAAGGGUAAACUGAGUAAGGUGCGUCUGGGCUCGCUGUCACUCAGGAAAGAAGCUGAACGCCAGUGUUUCCUGUUCACCAAACACUUCCUCAUCUGCACACGCACCUCGGGUGGCAAACUGCACCUGCUCAAACAGGGAGGCAAGUUGUCACUGAUCGAGUGUACGCUUAUCGAGGAGCUGGACGCCAAUGAUGAAGACUAUAAUGCUGCUGGUCAGGGAUUCAACCAUCUGGAGUUUAAAAUAGUGGUUGAACCUGCUGAUGGUCCGUCGUUUUCAGUCGUUCUGCUUGCUCCGUCUCGGCAGGAGAAAGCAGCCUGGACCAGCGACAUGAGCCAGUGCAUUGACAACAUUCGCUGCAAUGGCUUGAUGACCAGCGUGUUUGAGGACAACUCCAAAGUCACCGUACCUCACAUGAUCAAGUCUGACGCCCGACUGCAUAAAGACGAUGUAGACAUCUGCUUCAGUAAGACGCUGAACUCCUGCAAGGUGCCACAGAUCCGUUACGCCAGCGUGGAGAGACUCCUGGAACGACUGACUGACCUGCGCUUCCUGUCCAUCGACUUCCUCAACACCUUCCUCCACACCUACCGCAUCUUCACCACCGCUGCUGUUGUGAUGGACAAACUGGCUGACAUCUACAAGAAACCCUUCACGUCUAUACCUGUCAGGUCCCUCGAGCUUUUCUUCGCCACAAACCAAGGCCCCUGGAGCGGAGAGCACCUGAACAACAAAUCCCCCCGUCUGUCUCGCAAGUUCUCCUCUCCUCCGCCCGUCUCCAUCCCCUCGCGCACCUCUUCCCCCAUCCACUUGCGGAAGCUGUCCCUCAGCUCUCCUGUGAGCUGUAAGGGUGGAGCUCUGGACCUGUCGACGGCCACUUCUUCUGCGGCCAGCAGCCCAACGUCUCCCUACACCCCCCUCAUCACCUCCCCUCCACCCACCUGCACCAGGGCCCCUCUGGACCUCAGCCGGGGCCCCAGCUCCCCCGAGCUCAGCCCCUCCACCCCAGAGGAGAGCGGGGAGCUGCCGCGUAUCGACGCCUUCUGUGGGAAGCUGCGACGGAGUAUACGACGAGUUGUACUGGAGUCAGUUUCAUUGGAUAAGUUCAUUCCUGAGACACCCACGUCCAGUGAUUCGGGAGACAUGUCUCCAUGCCGUUCACCGUCCACCCCGCGACACCUCCGCUACCGACCACCUGCAGGUCAGUCUCCCGAUAGCUCCCGCUGUGCCGUGUCCCCCGCGUCCGCCUUCGCCAUCGCCACCGCCGCAGCUGGACACAGCAGCCCGCAAGGAUUUACAAACCCUGAGAAAUCCUACGACAAGGAGUUCCUCAUCCGCCGGGCCGCCACCAACAGGGUGCUCAGUCUGCGCCACUGGGUUUCCAAACACUCGCAGGACUUUGAGAUGAACGCAGAGCUGACGAUGGCUGUGAUCGCUCUGCUGGAGGAGGUGCUGCGCGAUCCAGAUCUUCUGCCGCAGGAGAGGAAGGCCGCAGCUAACAUAUUGAGUGCACUUUCUCAAGAAGAACAAGAUGAUUCACAGCUGAAGAUUGAGGACAUUGUGCAAAUGUCCGACUGUCCGAGAGUCGAAUGCUUUGAGUCACUGUCGGCGAUGGAACUAGCAGAACAAAUCACUCUACUGGACCAUAUUGUGUUCCGGAAUAUUCCUUAUGAGGAGUUUCUUGGUCAAGGUUGGAUGAAAACGGACAAAAACGAAAGGACUCCAUACAUUAUGAAGACCAGUCAGCACUUCAAUGAUAUGAGUAAUCUGGUAGCGUCUCAGAUCAUGGUUCAUGCAGACGUGAGCUCCAGAGCCGCAUCUAUUGAUAAGUGGCUGGCCGUGGCUGAUAUAUGUCGCUGUCUCAACAACUACAACGGCGUGUUAGAGAUCACAUCCGCUCUUAACCGCAGUGCCAUCUACAGGCUAAAGAAAACAUGGGCCAAGGUUUGCAAACAGACCAAGGCACUUAUGGACAGACUGCAGAAGAUAGUUUCAUCUGAAGGGAGGUUUAAGAACCUGAGGGAAACUCUGAAAAACUGUAACCCUCCGUGUGUACCCUAUCUGGGGAUGUACCUGACGGAUUUGGCGUUUAUCGAGGAAGGAACGCCCAACUUCACAGAGGAGGGUCUCGUCAACUUCUCUAAAAUGAGGAUGAUCUCACACAUAAUACGAGAGAUCCGACAGUUUCAGCAGGCGCCCUACAGGAUUGAUCUGCAACCCAAGGUAACACAGUUCCUCCUCGACAAGACUCUUGUAAUGGACGAGGACACACUUUAUGAAUUAUCUCUUAAGAUUGAGCCAAGACUCCCUCCCGCCAACUAAACCUGAUGAUAUUGUUUACAACCAGACUCAGAUAUCAAGUAAGAACCUUUUUAUCGUCAGUUUGUGGAAAUCUAAACUUACAUCUGAACUGAAGUCUGUCCACUAUAGAAACGACAACCUAUCCAUACAUUUAUUUAAUUCCAUAUAAUUUUGUAUCAUCUUUUUUUUUGCUGUAAACUCAGGUUUAAAUGUGCCUUUUUGUCAAUAUCAUGUACUGUUAUAAUAUUUCAUAGUGCAUAUUUCUAGCAUGAUGCAUUUUAAUAACAAUUUGAUAAUCUCUCUUUUUACCUGAAUGCACAAUAUUAGUUCCAUUUUUAAAGUCUGAUCAUUCCUUUACUAUAAUGAGAAUUUGUAUGCGUGCAAACUUGUGUUCAGAUGUCAAAAAUGUGUGUGAUUGUUCGCUGGUCCAAUUUUGACAAGCAAGUUUCUCAGUCAGUCUGCCCGCAUGUAUGACAGUCAUGUCAGCACUUUGAUCCACUGGAGUUCGCUGAAAUGUCAAAGCUCAACCAAGCACGUUUACGGUUUACCAAAAGAAAUAUAUUUUUACAUUUGUCAUUUGUUAAUAUUAGGUGUCAUCUGUUUACACAGCAUGUUGCAAUGAGGCUGCAUUUGCUCAUUUAGCAUGUUUCUGUUUGUAGAACUUUUUGCUAUUUUCUGGCAUGUGUUUGCAUGAAUCUGUACUUAAUCAUAUUCUUAAUUCUUUAAAAAUUUUUGUCUCUAACUUUUGGAUUAACAAUAGCAGAUUCGAAGCAUUUGUUACAUAUAUUCUACACUUCAGAAAUACUGUGAUGGUACCAUGAUACAGUGAUGUUAAUACUAAGGUACUUUUGUAUUGAUUAUUACCAUAUCUGUGUACUAUGGUAUUAUACACCAUACUGUUAUGUGCAGAAAAGAUACUUUUUGGCUGAUGCAGAAGACGUGGUUUAUUGUUGAGUUUGAUAUGAGCAGGGAAUCAUUCACUUGUUUACAGUUUUUGGUUGUUUUCAUAAAGUUUACUCCACCCAGCUGUAUCGUGACAGUAUUUAAAUUUUACACAAAUGUUUCAGUGGGCAUUUAAGUCUGUUUUUGUUCAAAGAGAAAUUGUUGUUUAAUUCAAACAUAGGUUCAGCACAGUAUCCUGUUUAUUUAAUUGGGUAUAUAUUCAUUUAUUUGAACUUUUACCUGGAAAACUCAGAUAUUGUAAACAUUAGGCAGCCCUGCAUUGUUGUUUUUUUAUUUAAAUAAUGCUGUUGACUCAUGCACACUUUCUAAAGA